UGGGUGGGGGGGACAGUGGCCUAAAAAUACUGUAUUCAUUAUAAACACAGGGUCCCCUUUUAUCUGUUGGAAGAAAGGGCUGCUGUUGCUUUGUGAGACCUCUUGUUUUGUUGUGUGGACCUUUUUAAGGGGUGAAAAAAUAUUUUAAAUAAAAUGUGGUUGAAGAAAGAGGAAUUGGGGAGGUAAACAGCAGGGCAGGGGUAGAGAAAGGGAAGAUCCGUGGCUCUUCGCCAUGUCGGGGUGGUGGUGGAAAAGUUUGGAGGGAUUAUGGUGUCUCGAUUACUUUGCAGGUGGGGAUGAGAAAAUAUUGCAAGCGGGGGUGGGUGGGGAGACCCCUUUUAAAUGCCUUACAGUGUGUCUUGAUUUGUGUAUUUAGUUUUUAUGUCAGCCAUCUAUAGCAGAGCGCUACUCUGGGUGGUGUAUAACGAUAAAUACACAAUUCAUAAAGGAAAAUCAUAUAAGAGCACAAAAGACAGCAAACUCUAUUCAUCGGCGUAUGCAGAUAUCUUUUCUUCCUCUUCUGUUUCAGUCAGUUGAGGAGAGAGUUGUCCCUAAAGGCUUCCUUUAAAGGCUCCAUUUUUCUGCUGCUUUUCCAAGGCGCAGGGAGGGAGGGUGUCUUGACGUGGUUCUUGUGGCAGCCCUCUCUGCCGAGAAGAUCCGGCUUCUGGUGGUUGUUUUCCAGGCUUCUUGAGGUGUUUUGAACCUGCCAGGAUAUUUUAUGAGCCUUUUACUAGCAGAGUUUCCAGCGCAGUUUAGGAAGAAGAAAAUGCAGAAAUAAGCUGCAACAACAGGCUACAUCAGAAUACGAUUGAAAGCUUGGGAAAGUCCUUUUGGGUGCUUGGUGGGGCCUGAAGGAUAAGGUUAUAAAUAAAUAUAAAUAAUUAAAUAAAUAAGGUUGCUAAUGUUCCCUUUCGGAAAGGUAAUUCCACAACUCGAAUGCUACUUGAUGGCGGAAAUUCACGCUCCUGGUUGCUCCACCCAAUAUUUCUGAUGGGCAGGACAUCUGGAGAACAGAGGUUCCUGCUCAGGAGGAUUUGGACACCGUGGCUUGAGGAACAGCAGCCCCGACCCCUGGUAGAUGUGGCCGACCUUUCCAGAUCUGAGACGGCACCAUGGCUCCUGUUGUGGAGGUCACAGACACCGGGCACGCGAGCUCCCUCCUGCUCCAGUUAAACGAGCAGCGCCUGCGGGGCCAGUUCUGCGACAUCACGAUCAUCGCGGAAGACACCAAGUUCAAGGCGCACAAGAACGUCCUCGCAGCCUCCAGCUUCUACUUUAAGGAGGUCCUCUCAGAGGAAUCCGUGUGUCGCCAGCCGGGCCAGAUCCUAGAGCUGCCGGACAUCCAGGCAGACAUCUUCUCCGAUAUUCUCAACUUCAUCUACAACUCUCGUCUCUCGGUGUCCAGCCCGGCGGCUGCCAAGGAGAUCGGAGCCCUUGGCCGGCGGCUGGGCAUCACCCGCUUGGAAACGCUGGAUGACCCCGAGGCCAAGAUGGACGACCCUAGCGUUGUCUCCUCUCGUCCCUGCAGCUCGCCCAUUGAUCUCACCUGCCCCUCUCGAUCCGCCGAGCCUUCCAGCCCCGUUUCCUUCCAGGAUCUGGCCAAAGUGUCCAGUCCAGGGCACGACGUCCAUCCGGACACUGAAACCGAAACGGCCAAGAUCUUGUACAACCUCAGCUCAGUGGCCGUCGCCCCGCCUCCCUCGGACAUGGCUUUCAUGCUGAAGGGGAGCGUCGGUUGGGACCGCAGCAGCCCUCCCGGGGAUGAUGCUUCAGCCGCAGCGAAUGCCGAAGGCGCUCAGGAUCCGGCUUCUCCUUGCUCACCCCCGUCAGGAGCUUCCUACCCGGCCAGCAGCACGUUCUGCUGCAGCAGCUGCAACCGUUCCUUCACCACGUCUUCUGCACUCAGCCUCCACGUGAAGCUCCACCGGACACGGCGUUCCUUGUCUUGCCGGCAGUGCGGGAAGACUUUUAUCCACAUCAAACGCCUGCAGACCCACGAGGUCUUGUGCAGGGAAGGGGAGAAGCCCAAAGAAGGUGCACCCUCGGGCGAGACGCCGCCAGACCCUGGGCUGCUUUCCAAGCCGACGGUCGCUCCGUCAUCUUCCAAGAAGGGCCUGAUGUUUCGCCACCGGGGGCCGCCCCGUGGAGACUAUCUCUCCGACCAGGACCACUUCGUCAAAGUGGUGGAUGGCCACAUCAUCUACUUCUGCACGGUCUGCGAGCGGUCCUACAUGACCCUCUCCAGCCUCAAGCGCCAUUCCAACGUCCACUCGUGGCGGCGGAAGUACCCGUGCCGUUACUGCGACAAGGUCUUCGCCCUCGCCGAGUACCGCACCAAACAUGAAGUCUGGCAUACCGGGGAGCGGCGUUACCAGUGCAUCUUCUGCUGGGAGACCUUUGUCACCUACUACAACCUAAAGACCCACCAGAAAGCCUUCCAUGGGAUCAACCCGGGUCUCAUCUCCUCCGAGAAGACCCCCAACGGAGGCUAUAAGCCUAAACUCAACGCUCUGAAGCUCUACCGCCUCUUGCCCAUGCGCUCCCAGAAGAGGCCCUAUAAGACGUACAGCCAAGGGCUGGUUCCAGAUAACCUUUUGCUCCCAGCUCAGCCCCUCCCUGUGACAAUAGGGGACAGUGACUCUUUAGAUGGAAACUUGGUGUCUUCGUUGGGCACCGGGGAUGUUGCGUCUGUCUUCGCCCCCAACGGCAACAACUCCUUAGAGCUUCCGGAGGUGGAUUGCUUUCACGGGCAAGAACCUCCGAGCACUGCGGAGAGAUCCGUGUCUCCUUCUGCUGAGAAGAGGGCGCAGUCGGAGAAGCAGCCAGGAGUGCUGGCCACGGAGCCCCCCACCGUCAUCGCUUACGGCCGGCCGACGUCUUCCGUGAUCGUCCACAGCACCUUGGUGAAGUCCCAGCCCCCCUCGGUGAUAACGUACAACAGCCGGUCUUCGGAGGCUCCAUCAGAAACCGGUCCCCUGCCUGCCCCGGGGUCGUCGCAGCCCCCGCCUUCCACAGUGGUGGCAAAACCCAUCAAGAAGCAGGUGCUGAGAGACUACAUCCAGUCGCAGAAGGCCGAAGAGCAGGCGUUGGAAACUAACGGGAGCGAACACGGGCACCGGGCAAGAGGCCCGCGGGCCGGCCGGACCAUGACCUAUAUGGCCAAGCCGGCGUACGUGGGCGCCGCCUCCGAAAGCCGGACGGCUCCACUCUGCCAGAUCACGGUGCGCAUCGGCGAGGAAGCCAUCGUCAAGCGGCGAAUCUCGGAAACGGACCUCAUGCUGGACAAGGGCAGCGGGCGAGUCGGAGGCAGCCGACGCUUCGAUUUCAGCCGAGGCGAGAAUGUCGAGAAGCUGGACCCACUUCCAGCCACUCCCCACGGCAAACAUGGGGACAGGACGUACGGCAACGAGAGCGGCGAGGAGGAGAGUGACCACGGGGACACUGAAGACCAGCUCUGGCGGCCGUACUACAGUUACAAACCUAAACGGAAGGCGUGUGGUGGCGCCGGCGCGGCGGCACCAAAGACCAAGAAGUCACGGUGGCGGCGCCGGUUGCGCUCGCUGCGCUGGCUGAAACGGACAGAGAAAGCUGAGGAGGAGGAGGAGGAGGCCAGCACCUGUGCCAGUGUGGUGACUAGCGAGCCUGCCUCGGCGGAUGUCUCGGGAGGCCCUGGGGGCGCCUCAGAGAGUGAGGGGGCUAGUCUGCCCCACAGAGCAGGCGGCGGGCGUGGCUCGGAGUGGAAGCAUGUGUGCGGCGUUUGUGGCAAACUCUUCUCGGCCCUCAAGAAGCUGCGGAAACACGAGCGGGUGCAUGGGCGCCUGGAGGACCACUCCCUGGUGGCCUUGUCGGCCGCCCCCCCUCACCGUGUUGGCCGCAAGCCCUUAGUGAAGUUCACUUGCGCCCACUGCGCUAAGGUGUGCAAGACAGCGGCGGCCCUGAGCCGCCACAUGAAGCGGCAUGAAGGCAAACCUGCGGAGGAGGCCCCCGUGCCGGCCCCCACCACGGUGAUCACCUACUCGAAAAAGGCCCCUGAGCCGCCCCUGGCCGCUACCCCGUCACCCACCAUCAAGGAGGAGACCACUCAGGAGAUGCAGGUGUCGUCCUCGAGCGGAGAGCCCCUCCUCUGCCUGCGGGAUGAGGUGCCGGAAGAGGAUCCUGCGCCCAUGGAGUUGGCGGUGUAUGAUGAUGAUAGGACCCUCACUUCCGUGCCGGCAGAGGAAAAUCCGCCGCCUUUGGGAGGGAACCAGUCCCCUUUCCCCGAGGAGCCGCUCCCGCCGGGCCACCCGCCGCCUUUGGAGGCCACCGCCAGUCUGGUGGAGAUGCUGCCGAGUUUGCCCCACUCCCUCCAAGACCCUGUCAUCUCUCACACCGGCCUGCUGCAGAAGCCGGUCCUCACGCCACAGCAGGCGGAAGAGGAGCGGUACCCAGUCCAGGAGUACCCCUUGCCCCUGCUAGUGCCAAGCAGCUGCCGGACCCGGAAGGACCUGGAGGACAAAUCCUCGUUCCUCGCCUAUCCGAGCACCAUCCAGUUUAAUGCCGUCGGCCGAGCAGGCAGCAGCGAGGGGGAUGCCAAGGUGAGCUUCUAUCCGGAUCCGUACCCGUUGAUGUACGGGCACCAGCUCCUGGCUGCCUACCCGUACAACUUCCCUUUGCCCGUGGCUUUGAACAUGGUCGUGCCGGAUGACAAGGGCCAGCCGCUCCCCUUCCUGCCCAGCGUCUUCACCUACGCCAUGAACCCGUGCCGGAGCGAGGCGCACGAAGGGGGCGCCGGAUCCCACGGGGGCUUGGCCGUGGCCGGCAGCGCGGUCCGCGAGAGCCGAGGAGGAGAUCCGGCCGCCGCUGCGGAGAGGCUGAAGAAAGGGGGCCUUUUGUGAGAGGGGGGCAGAGCGCGGGGUCCGCGUGGGGUGGAAAAAAAAGAUGCUGGAACGAUGUGGGCCGAGAGAGAGGAUGGUGUUGGGCAAGCCGAUGGAAAGGCUAGGAUCCCUCCCUCCCUCUUCCCUUCAAGGAGGAGCCAUGCCCAGAGCGCUGAGGAGGCAAGAGCGUGGUGCGCGGAAGAAGGACGUGAAUCCGGGGGGUGGGCACGUGCAUCUGCGCACAGGAUGGGGAGCCCUCUGAGCCGGUAGAGAUCCCUCUCCUGGUUUGUAUCUGUAGCAUUUUGAGUGGGGCACCUCAUAGAUAAGACCCUUUUUUGGGGGGAAAAACUUUUGUCAGAAAUAGGUACAGGGUAAUCCCCCCCCUCUUUCCUCCCUGACUGGGACCUGGACACACACACACCCCAGUUAAAGCCCUUCCCCUCCGGAGGCCAAAGUCCAGAGUGAGUUUGCUGCACAAACGGCCCCCUUCUCUCUGGCACGCCCUUCGCCGCCAGCGAGGUGGCCCUCUUGCACGCCCUCGGCCAGCUGCCCUCCCUGCAUCGGCGUCACUUCUGGUUCCUUUUAACUGCCCCAGGGUGGUGGUGGGGGGUCCUGCACAGGAAGAGGAGGCGCCCGGGUUGCGGGCAGAGUUGGUUCUUAAACAGACACACCCUCCCACCAUUUGGCCAACACAACACCCAUUGAGAUAAUUUUUCCAGUGAAUGGGUUGUUGAUGGUGGUGGGGGGAAGAGAAUGGUCUUUUCCUGCAAAAUUGCACUCCUCUUUAACACAUACACACACGCAGCUGGCUUUUGUUGACCUCUUCCAACUCCUCUCUUCCCAUCCAGAAAUUCAGAUUUUUUUAAUUUGUAUUUUAUUUUUAGUCCAGAGAAUGUUGUCUGAGAAAGACUACCGCAAACAGAAUGCCCAUAGGGCCCCUUUGGGUGUUGGGGGUGGGGGUGGGGAUCCUGGGCCUGGUAGUCUUACGAAGCCGCAUUUCCCAGGCCUCCCGACUUGACUGUCCCCGAUGAGCCGUGGCCGAAAGAGCUCCUCCCUGGGUGUUUUUCUUCCUGCCGCACCUCUCGCCUGCUUGGGAACGAAUCCUGUUUUCAUUUUUUGGCCAGAGGCAGAGGCCGUGGUGCCUGGAAUGCAAGACGAAACAUUUCACUCCAUUAUUGAGGGACAGAGAGAAAAAUAUAUGUAUAUACACCGUA
Molecule: messenger RNA, 6067 nt
Organism: Pogona vitticeps (central bearded dragon)
Lineage: Eukaryota; Metazoa; Chordata; Lepidosauria; Squamata; Agamidae
Source: RefSeq, a predicted model, not a curated record